This is a messenger RNA of Lontra canadensis (Northern American river otter), 2214 nucleotides long. It is a transcript of the gene ZNF235, whose product is annotated as zinc finger protein 235. Gene Ontology annotation, molecular function: RNA polymerase II cis-regulatory region sequence-specific DNA binding; DNA-binding transcription factor activity. The transcript is spliced from 4 exons. The record is from RefSeq and is a predicted model, not a curated record. Lineage: Eukaryota; Metazoa; Chordata; Mammalia; Carnivora; Mustelidae. The coding region runs from base 40 to 2205 and encodes 721 amino acids. Gene Ontology annotation, biological process: regulation of transcription by RNA polymerase II.
CCCAGAGCUCUGCCUCUCCCCAGAAGGAAAAGGAGAAAAAUGACCAAGUUCCAGGAGGCGGUGACGUUCAAGGACGUGGCGGUGGUCUUCAGUGAGGAGGAGCUGGGGCUGCUGGAUUCCACCCAGAGGAAGCUGUACCGUGACGUGAUGCUGGAGAACUUCAGGAACCUGGUCUCUGUGGGGCAUUCAUCCUCCAAACCAGAUAUGAUAUCCCAGUUGGAGAGAGAGGAGGAGAAGCUUUGCGUGAAGGAGAUCCGCACUGAAAGAGGAGGCAGGAAUCCAAAUGAGGUGGAAACUCUUCGCGAAGCAGGAAUCAGGUGCCUGUCACUGGGGGAGCUUUCAUGCUGGCAAAUCAAGAGACACGUUGGAAGCAAAUUAACCAAAAACCAAGACUCUGGGAUAAAUAUUCAAGGAAAGAGUGCUCCGUUCUUCGACCAGAGUGACUCCCCCUGCCAGAGGGGAGCCGGGAUAUGCGUUCAGGCUUCGGUGGAGGACAGCUGCUUUAUGAACCUUCUGGAGGAUCAUUCGAAGAUCCUUGAAAACCAAGAAUUUCCGGCCGGGAGAGUUCAGAGUCCUUGGAGUGAGAUCUAUCUCAGCGAAACACAGAACUACCAGCGAAGUUGUAAGCAGACUCAGAUGAAAAACCAACUAUGUAUAUUUGCUCCGUAUGUUAACAUCUUCAGCUGUAUUUCACGCCACGAUGACGACACCGUGCACCGGAGGGCCAGAGCGCACAACGGUGACUGCGGGAAGGUGUCCCCUCUUCUCCAGCAGACCUACCACCGCAGUGACCGCGAGAAGGCGUUCGGCGGUGGCCACAGUCUUGAGCUUCACCGGCAGGUGCACUCGGGAAAGUCCCCCCCUUACGGCGCACGUGACAAGGGCAGCGGUUACAGCGCGGCUGCUCCCGUUCAGCAAAGUGUCCACACAGGAAAGAAACGCUAUUGGUGUCACGAGUGUGGGAAGGGUUUCAGCCAGAGCUCCAACCUGCAGACUCACCAGAGGGUCCACACAGGGGAGAAGCCCUAUUCGUGCCUUGAGUGCGGGAAGAGCUUUAACCAGACCUCGCAUCUUUAUGCGCAUUUGCCUGUCCACACCGGAGAGAAGCCCUACCGCUGUGAGAGCUGUGGGAAGGGCUUCAGUCGGAGCACGGACCUGAACAUCCACUGCCGCGUUCACACGGGAGAGAAACCCUACAAGUGCGAGGUGUGCGGGAAGGGCUUCAGUCAGCGGUCGCACCUGCAGGCCCACGAGAGGAUCCACACCGGAGAGAAGCCGUACAAAUGUGGGGACUGCGGGAAGCGCUUCAGCUGUAGCUCCAACCUGCAUACCCACCAGCGGGUCCACACGGAGGAGAAACCGUACAAGUGCGAGGAGUGUGGCAAGUGCUUCAGUUUGAGCUUUAAUCUCCACAGCCAUCAGCGAGUGCACACCGGAGAGAAGCCGUAUAAGUGCGAAGAGUGUGGGAAAGGCUUCAGUUCGGCCUCCAGUUUCCAGAGCCACCAGAGGGUUCACACGGGAGAGAAACCGUUCCGAUGCCACGUGUGUGGCAAGGGCUUCAGCCAAAGUUCGUAUUUUCAAGCUCACCAGAGGGUCCACACGGGAGAAAAGCCAUACAAAUGCGACGUGUGUGGGAAGCGCUUCAACUGGAGCUUGAAUCUCCACAACCAUCAGAGGGUCCACACGGGGGAGAAGCCGUAUAAAUGUGAGGAGUGCGGGAAGGGCUUCAGCCAGGCCUCAAAUCUGCAGGCUCACCAGAGUGUCCACACGGGGGAGAAGCCGUUCAAGUGUGAGGCGUGCCAGAAGCGAUUCAGCCAGGCCUCCCAUCUUCAGGCGCAUCAGCGGGUCCACACCGGAGAGAAGCCGUACAAAUGUGACACGUGUGGUAAGGCCUUCAGCCAGAGGUCAAAUCUUCAAGUCCAUCAGAUCAUCCACACGGGAGAGAAACCAUUUAGAUGCGAGGAGUGUGGGAAGGAAUUCAGCUGGAGCGCCGGGCUCAGUGCUCAUCAGAGAGUGCACACGGGGGAGAAGCCCUAUACGUGUCAGCAGUGCGGUAAAGGCUUCAGUCAGGCCUCGCAUUUUCACACCCAUCAGAGGGUCCACACCGGGGAGAGGCCAUACAUAUGUGAUGUCUGUUGCAAAGGCUUCAGUCAGAGAUCCCAUCUUGUGUAUCACCAGAGAGUGCACACUGGAGGAAACCUAUAGACGGCUUCG